Messenger RNA from Plenodomus lingam JN3, 261 nucleotides. The record is from RefSeq and is a predicted model, not a curated record. Lineage: Eukaryota; Fungi; Ascomycota; Dothideomycetes; Pleosporales; Leptosphaeriaceae.
AUGUCCAAACCAACCACCCUCCGCCUCCUCCUAACCCUCCUCCUCCUAAUCCAAUCCCUCUGCUGGUCCCUCACCCUCCUCCACCUCCUCCACCCCUCCAAACUACGCACCCUCCAAGCCAACACCGCCAACCUCCUCGCCCACCACGCCGCCGCCGUGCGCACGGCGACUCGCAUGUUGGCUCCCUUGGUGUCGCACCGUGCGACUGCUUUGUUGUCAUAUACGCAGAUUUAUGAGAUGUGGGAUGGGUUGGUGGCGUGA